CAACCAUUUCCUCUCUACACGCUCACACGCCCACAGCUCGUUCCUACAACACUCUCUUGAUUGCUCAUCGUCGACUGCCGCACUCCACUCUUCUUCGCUAGAUUUAUUCUGUGGGAGUCAUUUCUCUUCUACCCCUCCUUGCAGUAGGAUUUUGCACCUAGGUGGGGUUGCGGAUGAAAUACUUCUCUCCCUUGGAAACCGCGACAAGCUCAGCACUACGAAUUCCCGACCUUCAUCCUCCAUCUGCCACUCAUCAUGAGUAGCAGAGGCUUCGGCCGCUCUGCUGCUGGCAACGGCUUCGGUGGAGCGACUACACGCUCGACCCUGUCUUUCACUACCCCGCCGCCAGACAUCUCGAAGAUCAGCGAUCCAAACCUGGUGGUGUCGUUCAAGAGUUUGCUGAAGAAGAACGAUACUACAUUAGCCAAGGCUUUGGAUGAGAUCCAAACAUAUGUCAAGUCGCAAAAGGCAGGAGAGAUUGAAGAUGCAAUCAUCAAGGCCUGGUCAGAGUUUUAUCCUCGCACCUCAAUUAACAAUUCUCGACGAGUUCGUGAAUUAGCGCACCUUGUUCAGCACGCGCUAUCGGAUUCAGCGCAAUCGAAAAUCGAACCAUACAUCCUCCAAAUGGUGCCCGCCUGGCUCGCUGGAACCUUCGAUAAUGACAAGGGAGUCGCUAAAGCUGCGAAAGAGGGAUGGUUAUCUUUGCUGAAUACACAUGAAAAGAUGUCCUCGGUCGUCAAGAAGUCUCAGCCGGCUUUUCUGGCCUACGUUCAGGAAGGAUUUGACGAGACGCCGGAAACCUUGAACGAUGAGCGCACAAUGAGUCCGGAUGAUUUAAAGGCAACAUAUUACCGUCUUAUCGGCAAUUGCCUCGAUAUGGUAACAUAUCUUAUCAAAUCAUUAGGCGAACCGGAGGUGAAGAAACACAGUGGCAAAUACGAAGCUCUUUUGGGCAACCAGGAGUUCUUAGGGUGCACUUCAAGCGAUGAUGUCCACUUGCGACGCAGCAGCAUUCAGCUUAUUACAGUCUGUGCCUUCCGACAGCCGUCAUUCAUCAAGGCCAAUCUUAAGGCUAUCAGUCGUGCUUUAAUCGCAGAAGCGCUGAACCAUACACAGCUUGGCACGGCCUAUGAUCUUGUUGAAGCAUUCAAGAUUCUUACAGUAAAGUUUCCUGAAAUCUGGACUUUCCCUAUAAAAUCAAAGAAAGAUCCAAUGACACGUCUUCGAGGGUUCAUCGAGAAGGGUUCACAGCGAGGGUCAUCCGAUUAUUGGAACUCUCUAUUUACAUUGCUGUUAAUAAUCCCUGAAGAGAUCUUACCUCACAAGUUCUUCACGAUGAUGGAGUUCGCUUCCGCAUUCCGACUUGGCAUCAAAAACAGAGAUGAGCCCAGAAGUAACCUUCAGAUUGCUUGGAGUACAUACUUUAAGCUUGUGAUUGACAUGGCAACUAAGCAUCUCUCCGACCCCGACUCACAAGUCAGAUUGAUCAAGGAAGCUAUCUUCCCUGCCAUCCGAAAUUUUAUCCUCCUUGAUCCGGAACAAGCAGCAUGGACAGUUGAUACGCCUGACAAUUUCAAGGAUGUGUUGAUCCAACUCUCAUCUCUAGACCUCGACAAAGCUAGUGAGAGAAUCCGAAAUGCUUUGAAGGCAGAAUUGAAAUCAUGCGCUCAACGAUUAGAAGAAAGCAUGCUCUCACCUGUCCCAGUCGAUGCCCUAGAAGUGAAGAAGUUCGAAGAUGCUGUCGAGUCACGAUUUCUCCGCUGGUUUUCGUUAUUUAAAUGGGUUCUAUCAGAUGCUAAACUGGAAAGCUACCUCGGAAAUCCAGAGCCAAAGGAUGAGAACAUAGUCGCGAUUACAGAUAAUCUGAUUCGCAUGUGCCCUAAAGCCAUCGAACGACGACAAGGAAAAUCAUACGGUGCUGCUUCUGGGUUGUUGACUUGCAUGCGACACAGUUCGUUGUUUGUGGCACAUCACCCUUCUCUGGUAGACUUUAUCAGAGACUAUCUUGAGAAACAGCUGUUCGCGCUUCUCGAGACACCCUGCGGUGAGUAUUUAGUGGCAACAUUGAAGACGUUGAAGGCCUGUCCGGGCCAGCAGGAUGCUUUCAAGGAAAUAUGGACAAGAACAGUCGGGAGCGCCUUGAGAUUACCCAGUGGAGACCAACAGAGUACUUGCUUAGCUUUGAUGCUACUUAGAGGUGAUGGAUCAGAGCUAGCACUGCAAGACGACCUUCUUCAGCAAUUCAUUCGCAAUUGUUCCCGAGAUGCGGUGGUGUCAAAUGACGGUCCUUCCUGGUCUGUCUUCCAUGCUGCGGCUGCUUCCAAAUCCAUCUCCGAUGGUAUGGCAUCUGAGAUUAUAGAUAUCAUCGUCAAUGCAUUGUUGUCCCCCAACGACGACGCAAUCGACAGUGGCUUGAAGGCGUUGACAUCUCUGUCUGAAAAAGAUGUGUCACUCUUGGUAUCAUCCCAGGAGCGCAGACUUUCUUUACUCACGCUCUUAAUGAAUCUGAACGAGUACGACACUACUACAGCUCGGAGAUCGACCGUCGCGGCUUUGACUAAAGUCCUUUCUGAAGGAGGCACUGACUCGAAUGGUCCAAGUGACAAUCCACAAAUUGCGGUCAUUAGAAAUCAGUUGAAGUCAAUCACUGACACGCCUUUGAGCGUCCAUACCCUGGCUAAUCUAGCCUCCAAAAUAUUCGAAGCUACUAGCGAGGAAGAUAAAUCUAACACAAUUGCUGCACUGUUUCCUACUCUACUGGAAUGGGAACAGGCAUACCAGCCGUUUUACGACCACCGCCAAACGCCUCAAUUGGCAAUGUGUGAGCCAUUUGCGGGCGCUCUCUUCUUGAUCAGAGAUCCACAACCUCAUCUUUACGAUGUUCCAAUGGAUGAUGAGGACCACUCUGUGCCAUUCAGGAUGGCUCUCUAUGCAUGCACUGUUACCCAGUCCAUGAUGCUGCAAAUGCCUUCUAAACAAGCUGCCGAGCUUUUGUUUUUCCUCUGUCUGGCACAGCAGCUCGUGCGGUCUCAGCAUACCACCGGCAAUUCAAGAUUUAUGUACAAUAAUUCUUGCAAUCAUAUUUCUGCUUUCGAUGAUAACUUGCAUUCCUUACUUGCGACUAUCAUAGGAGGUUCCACGAAUUGGAAGCGGAACAAGACCAGACAUGUUAACAACGAUACGACGUCAAUUCUGGAAAACCUAGUCGACAUUAUGUUGGAUAAGUCUAGCUACAACAACGCACUUGGAUAUCAUAGCGGUGUCGCAUUGAGUAGACUAUUCUCAACCAUUUCGUCAAUCAACGGACCUAUAUUCGACUGUGGCGAAGAGUGGUUGAAAGCUCGAAGCGUAUUUACGAAAGAGCUUCCCCGGCCGUUCACGACACUCGCGAUUUUGACUGGAUUUGGACAGGCUUUGAGCACUAGCGAAUCGGUCAAAUGGUUUUGCAAUCAUCUGUUUUCAGUCAUUUAUGGUAUCUCCGGUCCGCUGAGCGAGUCCAAUAUUGAAGAGGCAUUCCUCACUAUUGUGUUGUUGAAUGGUUGCCUGUGUGCAUACGACGAAGAUGAAAUCCCCACACCUACUGUUCGGAUGGUGAAAUCAGUCAACCAGAUUCUCUCUUGGACAGAUGGUAAGGACUUUUCGUAUCAAAAGUUCGCUGUAGCUUCGGAAGCUUGCAGAGCUCUCACGAAAUUAUUGCCGGCCCUGAAGUAUUCAUCAGGUGAACACUGGAAUUCAACACUUCAGAAGUUGUGUUUGUCACCUUGGAAAUUGUAUGCUUCUAUCGACAAGCUCCAAUUUCUACCAGAAAAUGUUCCCCACCCCGACGAGCAACUUGUACUUUGCUCUUGCUCGCUGCGAAUGUACUCCAGAAUUGUCAAGUUGAAGGAGGAUGAAGAUGCAACUGAUGAGCUAAAGGAUCUGUUCAAGAAGCAGCACGCCUCCCUCAAUCAAGGUCUGCUGGAUCUAAUGAACAUGCCUCGAUUUGUGGACAAUCCUGUUCUGGAAAUCUUUGACGGUUACCUCACAGCGCAGGUACUCAAGAUUCCCAUUGAAGAGAUUAAUCUUGAAGAAAUUUAUCCGCUCCUCGGAUCAAAUGCUCAAGCAACUCAAGCUACAGCCUUUGAGAUUCUCAGCAAAGUAUUACCAAAAUUGAUUGACGAUAUGACUGUGCGAGUCAUGGUGGACAAGAAAGGAGCUGAAUUGCCCGACGAGCUUCUUUCUCUACUUCUUUCGGACGCUCUCCAACCUCGUGAGAUAUCUAGUCCUCGUCUUGACUUCUUGGACGAUACUCAGAAUGCCCGUCGGUCAGUGCUCUUGGCUUGGAAGCUAGUCCUCCAAUGGUUUGGUCUGGCUCCGUAUAAAGUUCGCGCGAAGCUCCAGCAAAAGUUACAGGAGGCAGAUGAAUUGAAGAAGUUGCUGGAGUUCGUUUACCAUACUUUCAACGCGAAGGGUGGGGGGUUGCGGCCACUCUCGGACUUCCAGCUGGGUAAGGAAUCUGUGCGGGAAUACGAUGUAUGGGACGUAAGCCAUCCAUCUGGUUUACUCCACAACGUACAAUGGCUCUCCGCUCACGUAUACUUCCUGGCUUUGAAGUAUAUCCCUCAACUCGUCAAGUCGUGGUUUUUGGAUUUCACUCGUGCCGGCAAGGUGUUCAUGGGCGACUGGACCGAGCGAUAUUUCACUCCCCUCGUCCUAGAAGACUGCGUCGAAGAAGUCCGCACCUGGAGAGGAAACGGCGACGUUAUGGACACGCAAGACGGCAAACAACUGAUCAUCAAGCUCCCCGCUAAGAAAGGCAGCACGAUCACCGUCUCUUACGAAAUCGACGAGCAGUACUGCACCAUUACGCUGACUUUCCCCUCUCGCUACCCACUCGACUCCAUCGAGGUCGAAUCCGUCAGCCGUGUCGCUGUCCCCGAGAAGACUUGGAAUUCCGUCCUCAAGCAAAUCCAAGGCGCGGUCCGUUUCGAAGGUGGCAACAUUAUCGACGGCAUCGAAGUCUUCAGACAGAAUGUCGCGGGAUUCUUGGAUGGCCACGAUCCUUGCUCGAUCUGUUACUCGAUCGUGAGCGAGGACAUGAAGUUGCCGGAGAAGGGGUGCGCCACGUGUCGGAAUCGCUUCCAUACCGAUUGUUUGAUGAAGUGGUUCAAGACUAGUAAUGGGAAUACUUGUCCGAUGUGCAGACAGCCUUUCACUGGGUUGAGCAGACGCUAGGCGUGGUGAUGGACAGGAUCAGAUGGGAGAUUGGGAAGUGGAUAGUGGGGUGAGAGGGGGAGCAUGGGAGUGGGAGGGAUGAAUGUAUGAAUACUUGUCGUGCUUUUUUUGUAUGCAUAGCGUGGCGUUGGGAUGAGAUGAGAUGAUGAGAAACGAAGAAAAAAGUUAGACCAAGAAUCAAUUUGUCACGGGUUGGAUGCAAUGAGUC
Messenger RNA from Mollisia scopiformis, 5422 nucleotides. RefSeq lists its product as uncharacterized. Gene Ontology annotation, biological process: ribosome-associated ubiquitin-dependent protein catabolic process; rescue of stalled cytosolic ribosome. Gene Ontology annotation, molecular function: ribosomal large subunit binding; ubiquitin protein ligase activity; zinc ion binding. Bases 256 to 5214 code for a protein of 1652 amino acids. Gene Ontology annotation, cellular component: RQC complex; cytosol. The record is from RefSeq and is a predicted model, not a curated record. Lineage: Eukaryota; Fungi; Ascomycota; Leotiomycetes; Helotiales; Mollisiaceae. The transcript is spliced from 4 exons.